This is a messenger RNA of Vollenhovia emeryi, 2414 nucleotides long. RefSeq names its product cactin (gene cactin). Gene Ontology annotation, molecular function: protein binding. Lineage: Eukaryota; Metazoa; Arthropoda; Insecta; Hymenoptera; Formicidae. The transcript is spliced from 6 exons. Bases 129 to 2252 code for a protein of 707 amino acids. Gene Ontology annotation, biological process: mRNA cis splicing, via spliceosome. Gene Ontology annotation, cellular component: cytoplasm; spliceosomal complex. The record is from RefSeq and is a predicted model, not a curated record.
GCGCGCUCGAGACGCUCAUCCGGUUCCUCCUUCUCUCUCCCCCCUCUCUCUCUAGCAGGAGAGUGAGGUUAGGUAUCGCAGGGUUGACGUUUUAUUUGUCUACGUUCUCGCGGCAGUCCGUCAACGCGAUGGAGAAGCACUCGCGGGAUCGCGCCGGUCACGGAUCGAGGAGGGAACGCGACGACGAUCGCAGAGGCGAGAACCGGACGUCGCGGGGGACUCGCGAUCGCGCGGAGCAGUCGAGACGCGAACUCACGGCGAGGUCCAGGGAGAGGCAUAAGAUGUCGAGGGACGACGACCCUCGCUCGCGUCGCGAGUCGCGCAAGUCUUCCAAGCGCAAGGACCGAAAGAGGGAAUCGUCCUCGUCUGACUCGAGCAGAUCCAGCGACGGCUCGUCCACGGACUCGUCCUCGGACUCCACGAAAUUGCUGGAGAAGCUGCAGAAGCAACGGCAGAAGCAGCUGGAGGAGCGCAAGCAUCAGAAGGAGCUGAUGAAGGCGACGGAGACGCCGGAGGAGAAGCGCCUGCGCCGCCUGAAGAAGAAGGAGGCCAAGGAACGCAGGCGUAAGGAGAGGAUGGGCUGGGACAACGACUACCUUCACUACACGAACACGGACAAUCCGUUCGGGGACGGCAAUAUCCUGUCCACCUUCGUGUGGUCCAAGAAGCUGGGGAAGGAGGGUCUGCUGGGCGUGGGCAGAGAGGCGCUGGAGAUGCGCAACAGGCACAAGCAGGAGGAGAACAAGCGGGAGCUGGAGAAGGUGAAGAAGAGGCGGCAGGAGAGAGAGCUGGAGCGGCAGCAGAGGGAGGAGGAGAUGACCAUGUUGCAGAGGGGCAAGGAGGCCGCUCAGCUGGAGCAAUGGGCCCGCCAGGAGGAUCAGUUCCACCUGGAGCAAGCCAGGCUGCGCUCCCGCAUCAGGAUCCAGGACGGCCGCGCGAAGCCCAUCGAUCUUCUCGCCAAGUACAUCAGCGCGGAGGAAGAGGUCGACGCGGUGGAGAUGCACGAGCCGUACACGUACCUGCGUGGUCUGCACGUCAAGGACCUGGAGGACCUCAUAGAGGACAUAAAGGUCUACAAGGAGCUCGAGAGGGGCAAGAAUUUGGAUUACUGGAACGACAUAACGGUGAUCGUGGAGGACGAGUUGCACAAGCUCAGGAAGUUGGAACGAACGGAAUACGAAGUUGCUGUUGGCAGAAGAGAAGGGAUUCACGAGUCGGUCGCCAAAGAUGUCACGGCCAUUUUUAAAGGUAAAACCGCGGCGCAAUUGGAGGCCCUGCAGUUGCAGAUUCAGGCGAAAAUCACCGGGAAGCCAGAAGGCGUCGAUAUCGGGUAUUGGGAAAGUCUUUUGUCUCAGUUAAAAGCUCAUAUGGCGAGGGCGCGGCUCAGAGAUCGGCAUCAAGAGAACUUGCGGAAGAAGUUGGAAGUUCUGAUCGCCGAGCAAGGAGUGGCCAGAGCGGAGAACGAGACCGACGGCUCGCAGGCACUGGAAGGCGAGUCCACCGUGAGGCAAGACGAACCUUCGUCCAGCACAGCUGCCGAGAAGAACGAAAACAGCCAUUCCGACGACGAUAAAGAGGAGACGAGCGCCGCCAACGAUCUGUUAUCCGAAUCCUUCCGCGAGUACGAGGCGGGCGGCUACUCGCCCACUUAUAUACCCUACUCGCAGCUCGAACCGGGCACGCUGGUCACGCAGGAAGACGAGGACAGUCAGCGAUUGGAGUACGCGAGGCAGCAGGUCCUCAGCACCGGCAGAAAGAUCCAGAAUGUGCUGACGUCCGAGGAGCAGGCCAUGCACCGGGAGGCGCGCAAGGGCAUGGGCUCGGACGAGGCGCAGUUCAGCGUCGAGUCGUCGCUGGAGGCGCAGAUCUACCUGUGGUCCGACAAGUACCGGCCGCGUAAGCCACGUUACUUCAACCGCGUGCACACCGGCUUCGAGUGGAACAAGUACAAUCAGACGCACUACGACAUGGACAAUCCGCCGCCGAAGAUCGUGCAGGGCUACAAGUUCAACAUCUUCUAUCCGGACCUCAUCGACAAGAACACCACGCCGGAAUAUUUCCUCACACCCUGCGCCGACAACAAGGACUUCGCUAUCCUGCGAUUUCACGCGGGCCCGCCUUACGAGGACAUCGCGUUCAAAAUUGUCAAUCGGGAAUGGGAGUACUCGUACAAGCGUGGCUUUAGAUGUCAAUUCCACAACAAUAUUUUCCAGCUGUGGUUCCACUUCAAGAGAUAUAGAUACCGCCGUUAACGCGGCGCGUGUACAUAUCGUUAUAUAAUGUACAAUUUUAUGGACGACCUGUAUAUAUAUAUGUAUAUAUGUAUAUCGUAUCGUUCCACGCAGCGAGCGAAUCUUUUUAAUAUUAUAUUUAUACAAGAACAAUUACGAAUAAAAGCGAUCUCGUGAUUCGAA